Sus scrofa (pig) is the source of this 1479-nucleotide messenger RNA. The record is from RefSeq and is a predicted model, not a curated record. Lineage: Eukaryota; Metazoa; Chordata; Mammalia; Artiodactyla; Suidae.
UCCACAACCGGCAUCCAGGAACAGGGAGUGCUCAGUGCCCCUUCCCUGUACCACCCCCCAUGCUGCCCCUGUCCCGCUGGCUGAGAUCUGUGGGGCUCUUCUUGCUGCCAGCCCCCUGCUGGGUGCCCCGGGAGAGGUGGCUGGGUCCCCUACGGCGGCCCUCCCUGGUGCACGGGUGCCCAGUCCUGGGGGCAUGGCACAGUGCUCGCUGCUGGUGCCAAGCGUGGACAGAGGAGCCUCGAGCAUUUUACUCCUCCCUCAGAAUGAACGGAGACCAGAAAUUGGACGCUUAUGCCCGAGAAAGGCAGGAUUUCAUCCAGCACUUCUCCCAGAUCGUCAAGGUGCUGACUGAGGAGGACAUCGGGCACCCAGAGAUAGGAGAUGCUGUUGCCCGACUCAAGGAGGUUCUGGAGUACAAUGUUGUCGGAGGCAAGUACAACCGAGGUAUCACGGUGCUGGUGGUGUUCCGGGAGCUGGUGGAGCCCAGGAAGCAGGAUGCUGAUAGUCUCCAGCGGGCCCUGACCGUGGGCUGGUGUAUUGAACUGCUCCAAGCCUUCUUCCUGGUGGCAGACGACAUCGAGGACUCCUCCCUCACCCGCCGGGGCCAGACCUGCUGGUAUCGGAAGCCAGGUAUAGGUUUGGAUGCCAUCAAUGAUGCUUUCCUUCUGGAAGCUUGUAUCUACCGCCUGCUGAAGUUCUACUGCCGGGAGCAGCCCUAUUACCUGAACCUGAUUGAGCUCUUCUUGCAGACUUCCUACAACACUGAGAUCGGACAGACCCUGGACCUCAUCGCCGGCCCCCAGGGCAACGUGGAUCUUAGCAGGUUCACUGAAAAGAGGUACAAGUCUAUUGUCAAGUACAAGACAGCUUUCUACUCUUUCUACCUGCCCGUGGCUGCUGCCAUGUAUAUGGCAGGCAUUGACGGGGAGAAGGAGCACGCCAAUGCCAAGAAGAUCCUGAUGGAGAUGGGAGAGUUCUUUCAGAUUCAGGUAGGAAGGCGUGAGGCGCCAGCAGCGAACAGGCUCCGACUUUUCUUCUUGUCUCGGCGCCUCUUCAUUCCUCCUUUGUCGUCUCCCCACCCACCCCAGGACGAUUACCUCGACCUCUUUGGGGACCCCAGCGUGACAGGCAAGAUCGGCACAGACAUCCAGGACAACAAGUGCAGCUGGCUGGUGGUUCAGUGUCUGCAGCGGGCCUCUCCGGAGCAGCGCCAAAUCCUGCAGGAGAACUAUGGGCAGAAGGAUGCUGAGAAGGUGGCCCGGGUGAAGGCGCUGUAUGAGGAGAUGAAUCUGCAGGCAGUGUUCCUGCAGUACGAGGAAGACAGUUACAGCCACCUGAUGGGUCUCAUCGAGCAGUAUGCUGCGCCCCUGCCCCCGGCCAUCUUCCUGGAGCUGGCACACAAGAUCUACAAGAGAAGAAAGUAGCCCAGAGACUGAAGGUGGGAGGGGGGGCUCUCAAUAAAUUACUAUCUAACCUCCG